Nannospalax galili (Upper Galilee mountains blind mole rat) is the source of this 2873-nucleotide messenger RNA. It is a transcript of the gene Arrdc2, whose product is annotated as arrestin domain containing 2. Bases 757 to 1974 code for a protein of 405 amino acids. The transcript has 9 exons. Gene Ontology annotation, biological process: protein transport. Gene Ontology annotation, cellular component: plasma membrane; cytoplasm. The record is from RefSeq and is a predicted model, not a curated record. Lineage: Eukaryota; Metazoa; Chordata; Mammalia; Rodentia; Spalacidae.
GCUGGUGGUGGCGGCCCGAAGUCGGGCGGCCACUCACUGGCUGGAGGGGCGCAGCGUGGGCGUCAACGCACUGGCCAGCGACUUCACCGCAGCCGAGACCUACCUGCGACGCCAGCAGGUGCUCCUCCCAGAUUCAAAGGCUAGAUCUGGUGAUUUAUACCUGUCAUCCACUAAGGAGGCUGAGGCAGGAGGAUUGCCUUGAGUUCAAGGCCAGCCUGGGGCUACCUAAGAUCCUGUCUCAAAAACAAACCUAUCGGCAGCCUGCCGUGCUGGGUGACUCAGGCAUGGAUCCCCACCUCUGGGCCUCAGCUUCCCUCCUUAACUCUGGGAAUGCUAGACAGAGAGGCGGCCCCGCGCGCCCCGACGCCAAACGAUGCUGCCCUACCGCCGGCGUUCUCUGGCUCUGAGCUUGCGCGAGGCCACGCCCCAACGGUGCUAUUGGUGGAGCUCCUUCCGGGAGGCGCCGCUUUCUCGCCGGCCUCCGCUCUCCUCACGCUACUGGUCUAGUCCCUGGGAGGGCGGGGCGCGGCUUUGCUCUUAGGCCUCGCCCUUUGCCUCACUAUUGGUGGAACCUGUUCAGGGAGGCGUGGCUUCCUAAGGCACCGCCCACUUCCUUUAUAAAAGGGACUCGGCGGCUUCGCGUGCGGGUUGUGCCGAUAUUGGUAGGCUGGCGGUGAGCUCGCGGCCCCCAGGCGCUUCCACGUCGCGGGUUCGAGCCCCAAGUCGUUGUGCAGUGGGCUCGCUGCCCACAGCGCAAUGCUGCUCGACAAGGUCAAGGCAUUCGCGGUGCAGCUGGCGGGGGCGCGCGCGGGCGCAGAGCCGGUAUUCCGUGGUGGCCAGGCCGUGGAGGGCCGGGUGUUGCUGGAGCUGGCGGGCGCGGCGCGCGUGGGUGCGCUCAGGCUGCGCGCUCGGGGCCGCGCGCACGUGCACUGGACGGAGUCACGCACCGCGGGCUCCAGCACCGCGUACACGCAGAGCUACAGCGAGCGCGUGGAGGUCGUGAGCCACCACGCCACGCUACUAGCGCCAGAUGCGGGGGAUACCACCACGCUGCCCGCAGGACGCCACGAGUUCCCCUUCAGCUUCCAGCUGCCUCUCUCCCUGGUGACGUCCUUUGAGGGCAAACACGGCAGUGUCCGAUACUCCAUCAAGGCCACCCUGCACCGGCCCUGGAUCCCCUCACGGCGCGCUAGAAAGGUGUUUACUGUCAUUGAACCCGUGGACAUCAACUCUCCGGCCCUGCUGGCCCCGCAGGCUGGAGCUCGGGAGAAGGUGGCACGGUCCUGGUACUGCACCGGAGGCCUCGUGUCCCUGUCGGCCAAGAUCGACCGCAAGGGCUACACACCAGGCGAGGUCAUUCCCAUCUUUGCGGAAAUCGACAAUGGUUCCACACGCCCAGUGCAGCCUCGAGCGGCACUGAUGCAGACGCAAACCUUCAUGGCGCGUGGUGCCCGAAAGCAGAAGCGCAUGGCGGUGGCCAGCAUGGCUGGCGAACCCGUGGCCCCUGGGUGCCGCGCGCUGUGGCCCGGUCGCGCACUGCGUAUUCCGCCCGUGGGUCCAUCCAUCCUGCACUGCCGCGUGCUUAGUGUGGACUACUCGCUCAAGGUCUGUGUGGACAUCCCAGGCUCAUCCAAGCUGCUGCUAGAGUUGCCGCUGGUAAUCGGCACCGUACCACUGCACCAGCUGGGCAGUCGCUCUUCCAGUGUGGGCAGCCGGGCCAGCUUCCUGCAGGACUGGGGCCUGUGUACCCUGUUGGAGCAGCCUGAGGCACCCCCUCCGUACUCAGAGGUGGUGGCAGAGGAUGAGGUGGCAGCACGCUCGCCCUUCCCACUUCUGCCUGACCCUGUCAUGAACCUGGAUGGCCCCUACUUAGCCUGUCUGCAGGAGUUCCGAUACCACCCACCACCGCUGUACUCUGAGGAGGAUCCUAACCCACCCUCGAGGGCUGUGAGGCUAAGGUGCAUGACCUGCUGAGUAACAGACAUGUGGACAACCAGGUCUGUAGUCCCCACAGACAACUGCACAGGCUGCAUCAGGAAAACUGAGUCUCCGAUGAUGCAAAGCAUGGUUGGACAUCACACAUGACCAACGAGGAACACCUGAAGACCUAUUUCUGUGGACUGGGCAUCCUCUGGAGGCUUCUGGUACCCAGUAUGGAACCUGAGAUGGUUCAACCUGCCUAUAUGAUACAGCAGCCUGCCCCGGCCCCAGGACUGUAGACAGAAGGGAAGAAACCAGAUGUGGGUACUUCUGAUCUCAUAGAACCUGGGAGAAGUCAGAGGGGAGGCCAAGAAGGAGUCUGAAGGGCAUUUCAUCUGAGGCUUUGAUAUAUGAAUAGGAGCUCAGCAAGCAGCCAAGCACAGAGGAAAAGCUGGAGGUCAGCACUGACCAAGGUGUCUGUUCCCUCCAUCUUAGAACUGGGGGUCCAGAUGCGCAGGAGUCUUAGUUGUGGCCACACCGUGGGGGUGGCAGGAGAGAAGGCCCAGGGAAAGGCAUGUAGGAAGGUCACUGGCGUAGUCCCAGGUUUUGAAGACCUCUGGCCCAGGCCCCCAAAGCCCGAGAGCUGUUAGGGUGAUCUGAGCCCACCCAGGUCAAGACGCUGUAGAUGAGACCUGCCCUAGAGGCUAAGAAUGAAAACAUGGGGCCUCGCUCAUGGGCCAGGGUCAAGAUGGGCCCAGAUGACCUGGCAGGACAGACGGAUAGACUUGUGUGUUCCCUGAGGCUGGUGCCUGUGGCUGGUGGGAAACAAUUGCGCUAGCCCCCACUUCAGAGCCCUACCAUGCUGAGGCAGGCCCCACUGGGAUACAUUUUUGACAGGCCUUAAAUCAUUACCUUUUGUACAAUUUCAAACAAUAAAAGUGGGAGGAAGAGGA